Molecule: messenger RNA, 453 nt
Organism: Microsporum canis CBS 113480
Lineage: Eukaryota; Fungi; Ascomycota; Eurotiomycetes; Onygenales; Arthrodermataceae
Product: polymerase II polypeptide D
Exons: 3
Coding region: 1-453 (150 amino acids)
Biological process (GO): nuclear-transcribed mRNA catabolic process, deadenylation-dependent decay; positive regulation of translational initiation; transcription initiation at RNA polymerase II promoter
Cellular component (GO): RNA polymerase II, core complex; P-body
Molecular function (GO): translation initiation factor binding; nucleotide binding
Source: RefSeq, a predicted model, not a curated record
AUGAGCUCUUCAACGCCACUCCCCGAGCCCACUCACCGCAAACGCGAGCUCCCCCAGAGUGAACUCGAAGCUACCUCACAGCUCAAGCUCGGCGAAUUCCAGCAUGUGCCGACCCUAUCUCUGUCCGAAGCCCGAUUAGUUAUUAACAAGGUGCUCGACCUGCGAAGAAAGGGAGACAACAAGUUUGAAGAGCGGGAAACCCUUGUCAAAACACAAGACUACCUCGAAGUAUUUGCCAGAUUCAAGGAGAAAGAGAAUAUUGAGGCUGUUGAACGCCUCCUGUCAGCACAUACGGAACUGGAGUUUUUUGAGCGGUCACAGCUAGGGAGCUUGUGCUGUGAUAACGCUGAGGAAGCUAAAUCUCUUAUCCCAAGUAUUGGAAACAAGAUCUCAGAUGCCGACCUGCAGGAACUCCUGGAUGAGCUCACCAAACUAAGGAACUUCGUAGAGUGA